AUGGGCGUUGCUGAUUUAAUCAAGAAAUUUGAAAAAAUCUCAAACAAAAAAGAUGACGCUACUGUAGAUACUACCGUAGAUAUGAGCAGCCACUCAAAGUCAGGUAACUCUGACGACAGUGCCAACGAAACGGAAAGCCAAGAAUCUCAUCUCGCCUCUCAAAAAGAUAAUGUAAGCGGUAAAGAUGAGAGUGAAUCGCAAAUCGCAAAUGAAGAUACACCAGCAGAAGAAUCUUUGAAAACAAAGUCUCAAAAAUCUGAAACAAGUGAAGGACACGAAGAAGAGAGUUCUAGAGGGCAAAAGGAAGAGAGUUCUGAAAGCGAGGAAAAAGUGAGUUCCAAAAGCGAGAGGGAAUUGGGUUCCAAAAACCAGAGCACCGAUACUAACGGCAGUGAUCCUCAAGAACCUAAGGAAAGUAACGAGAUUGGCGCUGAAUUUUCUGAAAAUAGUAUUGAGGAAUCCAUUAAUAUUAAAGAGGACUUGGCCAAGAAAAAUGAGGAGAAUGCUGCUUCCAAGCAAGAGAGAAACGAACAACAAGAUAAAUCCAAAGAAAAUUUCUCGGAGGAUGUAUCUAUACCAGUUGAAGAACAGUCUCAGUCCGAAGAGCAUGCUCAUAUUGACCUAUCCAAUAGUGAAGAAACUCAAAAUGAUGAAGACACUUCUCAAAAACUCAACGAUAAUACUACAGUUGCCACGAUUUCUAAGAACAAGAAAAAAAAAAACAGAAAAAAAAACAAGAAGAAGAAGAAUGCCAACGCCGACGCCAAUGCCGAAGUCAGCACCAGUACCGACACCAAGGAAAGUGGUGAUACAUUCAGCGAUAAUGCCAAUACCGUGCAAGACAUCACGUCAUCAACAAGCUCCGUAGUUCAGGAAGUGAACAAUUUGGAAGUUGUUGAUGACCUUUGUCUUGGCAUUGAUCAACAGCAUAAUAAAGACCAUUUAGAAGCACUAACCCAAGACGUUAAAGAAGAAACAUUAGAAAGCAUUGCUCAUGAGGGAAGGAGAGCUGAUACAGACGAUCAGAAUGCAACGGAAAAAUCCGAUUUAGAAAAAUCCGAUACAGAGAGCUCAAGAAUAGGCCGCGACUUGCCAUUCGAAUUUGGAAAACGUACUCUAACCGGAGAAUCAGACGUUUGGGAUCAUAACGCUUGGGAUAAUGUCGAAUGGGGUGAAGAACAAGUUCAACAGGCGGAGGAAAAAAUCAAAGAACAGUUUAAGCAUCCUGUUCCCGAUUUUGACAAAAAGUUAUACAACGAGAAUCCAGCACGCUACUGGGACAUUUUCUAUAAAAACAACAAAGAAAACUUCUUCAAGGACAGAAAGUGGCUACAGAUUGAAUUUCCAAUCUUAUAUGCAUCUACCAGAAAAGAUGCAGAUCCGGUCACAAUUUUUGAAAUUGGCUGUGGCGCAGGCAACACCUUUUUCCCAAUUUUGAACGAUAAUGAAAAUGAAAACUUGAGAAUAAUAGCCGCCGAUUUUGCUCCAAGAGCAGUCGAAUUAGUGAAAAAGUCUGAACAGUUCAACCCCAAGUACGGCCAUGCCACAGUGUGGGAUUUGGCCAACACUAAUGGUGACUUACCUGAUGGUGUCGAACCUCAUUCAGUGGAUAUUGCAGUAAUGAUUUUUGUCUUUAGCGCUUUAGCUCCGAAUCAAUGGGAUCAAGCCAUGGACAACCUUCACCAAAUUUUGAAACCUGGAGGCAAGAUCAUAUUCCGUGAUUACGGUGCUUAUGAUUUAACUCAAGUUCGAUUCAAAAAGAACAGGAUUUUAGAAGAAAACUUCUACGUUAGAGGUGAUGGUACUAGAGUUUAUUUUUUUUCUGAAGAAAGAUUGAGAGAAGUUUUCACCAAAAAGUAUUUCCUAUAUAAUAAAAUCGGGACUGAUCGAAGAUUAUUAGUUAACAGGAAAAGACAGCUAAAGAUGUACCGCUGCUGGGUACAAGCCGUUUUUGAUGUUCCUCAAUAG
Saccharomyces kudriavzevii IFO 1802 is the source of this 1968-nucleotide messenger RNA. The record is from the annotation of a RefSeq genome assembly. NCBI's taxonomy places the organism in Eukaryota, Fungi, Ascomycota, Saccharomycetes, Saccharomycetales, Saccharomycetaceae.